GCCAGGGUAGGAUGGUACACACAUGGGUGGCUGCUUCUGCAUCCCCGGGGAGCGGAGUCUGACCUGGGGCCCAGGUAAAGAAACUCCUUCCAAGGAUCCAACUGUUUCGAGUGAGUGUAUAGCUUCAUCUGAAUACAAGAAAAAAUGUUUUCUGCCACAGGACAUGAAUCCAGACCUGACACUCUCCUUCUGUGUAAAGAGCCGCUCGAGGAGGUGUGUAAAUGGACCCCUGCAGGAAGCUGCUCGGAGGCAGCUCUGGGCGUUGGAGAAUGAGGAUCAAGAGGUGCGCAUGUUGUUUAAGGACCUCUCAGCAAGAUUGGUCAGCAUCCAGUCUCAGAGGGCCCAGUUUCUUAUCACCUUCAAAACAAUGGAGGAAAUCUGGAAAUUCUCCACCUACCUUAAUUUAGGCUAUGUAUCCAUGUGUCUGGAACAUCUCCUCUUUGACCACAAGUACUGGCUCAACUGCAUAUUGGUGGAGGAUACAGAGAUCCAAGUGUCUGUAGAUGAUAAACACCUGGAAACAAUAUACCUGGGCCUCCUCAUACAGGAAGGCCACUUCUUCUGUAGAGCCCUGCGCUCUGUGACUCCACCAGCCGAGAAGGAAGGGGAGUGGUUGACACUUUGCAAGAAUGAGUUAAUCUCAGUGAAGAUGGCAGAAGCAGGGUCCGAGUGGGAAGGCGUGUCCUUGGUGACAGGUCAGCGGGGCCUGGUACUGGUGUCAGCCUUGGAGCCUCUGCCUCUCCCUUUCCACCAAUGGUUCCUAAAGAAUUAUCCAGGAAGCUGCAGCCUUUCCAGGAACAGGGAUUGGACAGGCUCCUAUCAGAUUGGCAGAGGACGCUGUAAGGCCUUGAAGGAUUACGAGCCAGAAGGAAAGGAUGAACUGAGUUUCUACCAGGGAGAAAGCAUUGAGAUCAUUGGCUUUGUCAUACCUGGGCUUCAGUGGUUCAUUGGAAAGUCGACGAGUUCAGGGCAAGUGGGCUUUGUCCCCACCAGGAACAUAGAUACUGAUUCUUAUUCCCCAAUGAGCAGAAACUCUGCCUUUCUCAGUGAUGAGGAGAGAUGCUCCCUGUUGGCCCUGGGAAGUGAUAAGCAGGCUGAGUGUUCCAGCUUCCUCCACACUCUUGCUCGCACUGACAUCACAUCUGUCUACCGGCUCAGUGGGUUUGAAUCCAUCCGAAAUCCUCCAAAUGAUCUGAGUGCGUCCCAGCUUGAAGGCUUCAAGGAGGCCAAGCCUGGCAGAGCCUGGGAGGACCGUCAGGCCAUGGGCUUCCAACAGUCCAGCAGCUCUGAGGACUCCAGCCUGGAGGAGGAGCUCCUCUCGGCAGCCUCAGAUAGCUAUCAACUGCCGGAACCUGAUGACCUUGAUGACCCGGAACUGCUCAUGGACCUAAGCACUGGUCAGGAAGAGGAAGCCGAGAACUUUGCCCCCAUAUUGGCUUUUCUGGAUCAUGAAGGUUACGCUGACCACUUUAAGAGUCUCUAUGACUUCUCCUUCUCUUUCCUCACUUCUUCCUUUUACAGCUUCUCUGAGGAGGAUGAGUUUGUGGCCUACCUGGAGACAUCAAGAAAGUGGGCCAAGAAGAGUCACAGGACCUGGGCGCAUGCCCGGCUCUGCUUCCUCCUGGGCCGGGUGAGCAUCAGGAAGGUCAAACUCUCUCAGGCCAGGGUGUACUUUGAGGAGGCCAUCCACAUUCUCAAUGGGGCGUUUGAGGACCUAUCCUUGGUGGCCGCUCUGUACAUCAAUUUGGCCGCCAUCUACCUGAAGCAGAGGCUGAGACAUAAAGGCUCCACCCUGUUGGAAAAGGCAGGUGCCCUGCUGGCCUGCCUGCCUGACCGUGAGUCUAGUGCCAAGAAUGAACUUGACGUGGUGGCCUACGUGUUGCGCCAGGGGAUUGCAGUGGGCAGUAGCCUGCUGGAGGCCAGGGCCUGCUUUCUGGCCAUCCGCUUGCUCCUGAGCCUAGGCCGGCACGAGGAGGUCCUGCCCUUUGCUGAGCGCCUGCAGCUCCUCUCUGGACACCCUCCUGCCUCUGAGGCUGUGUCCAGUGUUUUGAGUUUUCUAUAUGACAAGAAAUAUCUUCCACACCUUGCAGUGGCCUCUGUCCAGCAACAUGGUAUCCAGAGUGUCCAAGGGAUGUCUCUUCCUAUUUGGCAGGUCCACCUGGUCCUCCAGAACACAACGAAGCUCCUUGGCAUUCCCUCCCCAGGCUGGGGUGAAGUUUCCACCUUGGCCUGCCCCAUGCUCAGACAGGCCCUGGCUGCCUGUGAGGAGCUAGCAGACCGGAGCACCCAGAGGACCCUGUGUCUCAUCCUGUCAAAAGUGUACCUCCAGCACAGGUCUCCGGAUGGUGCCAUCCACUACCUGAGCCAGGCAGUGGUGCUAGGGCAGCUGUUGGGUCAACAGGAAUCCUUUGAGUCUUCCCUCUGCCUGGCAUGGGCCUAUCUCUUAGCCAGCCAGGCCAAGAAGGCUUCGGAUGUGCUUGAGCCACUGCUACGCUCCCUGAAGGAGACAGAGAGUGCCACUCAAAAGGGAGUUGUCCAUAACCUCCUGGGACUUGCACUCCAAGGUGAAGGCCGGGUGAACAGGGCAGCCAAGAGCUAUCUUCGGGCCUUGAACAGAGCUCAGGAGGUGGGAGAUGUGCGUAACCAGGCAGUGGCUAUGGCCAAUCUUGGUCACCUGAGCCUGAAGUGCUUGGCUCAGCAUCCAGCCAGAAACUAUCUCCUGCAGGCUGUACGACUCUACUGUGAACUUCAAGGCAGCAAGGAGACAGACAUGGAAUUAGUACAGGUGUUUCUCUGGUUGGCUGAAGUUCUGGUGUCUGGACACCAGCUGACGCAUGGCCUUCAUUGCUAUGAAGUGGCAUUGCUGUUUGGCUUAAGGCAUCGACACCUAAAGAGUCAGCUUCAGGUCACCAAGUCCCUCUGCCAUUUCUACAGCUCUGUGUCCCCAAAUCCUGAAGCAUGCAUCACCUACCAUGAGCAUUGGCUGGCCCUGGCUCAGCAACUCAGGGACCGGGAAAUGGAAGGGAGGCUGCUGGAGUCCCUGGGGCAGCUCUAUCGGAACCUAAACACUGCGAGGUCGCUCAGGAGGUCCCUCACGUGCAUCAAGGAGAGCCUGCGUAUCUUCAUUGACCUGGGGGAGAAAGACAAGGCUGCUGAGGCCUGGCUUGGGGCGGGGCGACUCCACUACCUCAUGCAGGAAGACGAGCUGGUGGAGCUGUAUCUGCAGGCAGCCAUCCAGACAGCCCUGAAGUCAGAGGAGUCUUCGCUGGCUCUCAAACUUUAUGAAGAAGCAGGUGAUGUGUUCUUCAAUGGGACCCGCCACAGACAUCACGCAGUGGAGUACUAUCGAGCUGGAGCUAUUCCUUUAGCAAGGAGGAUGAAGGCAGUGAGAACUGAGCUCCGGAUUUUCAACAAGCUCACAGAGCUGCAGAUCAGCCUCGAAGGCUACGAGAAGGCUUUGGAAUUUGCCACCCUUGCCGCCAGGCUCAGCACGGUCACAGGAGAUCGGAGGCAGGAGCUGGUGGCCUUUCACCGCCUGGCUACAGUGUACUACUCCCUACACAUGUAUGAGAUGGCUGAGGACUGCUAUCUGAAGACCUUGUCCCUCUGUCCACCCUGGCUGCAGAGUCCCAAGGAGGCUUUGUACUACGCCAAGGUGUAUUAUCGCCUGGGCCAACUCACCUUCUGCCAGCUGAAGGAUGCCCACGAUGCCACUGAGUACUUCCUGCUGGCCCUGGCAGCAGCUGUCCUGCUGGGUGACGAGGAGCUUCAGGACACCAUUAGGAACAGGCUGGACAACAUCUGCCAGAGCCCCAUGUGGCACAGCAGCCCAUCUGGGCGCUCCUCAGAGAGGGCACGGUGGCUGAGUGGUGGUGGCCUGGCCCUCUGAGUAAAGUUGUCCUGUCUCUGGACAUUUGGCAGGUCAGACUCUGCCCCCUGCGCUAGAUUCUUAGAUACUCAUUGGGAGGGACCAAGUCUCUACCUGGCCUAGCCCUCUCAUUUUACAAUGAGAAGAAUGAAGUCCAGAGGCAGAGUGGCUCAUUGCAGGCCACAGAAAGAUCUGAUGGGGCAGCGAUGAGAAUUCCUGGCUCCGGGCUUUGCAUCUGGAGUCUUUACCAGUUGAUUGUUGCCUUCCACACAAACAGCCUCUGAAAAGCACUUUCUCCACAUGUAAUUCUGGAGAAGAUGAGGAAUCUUGCCCUCUGGGAAUCUUCCUUCCUCCCCUAGUGAGGAAAUGGGUCACUGCACUGGUGCAAAGGCAAGCAGAUUGGAGUUUGUGUUCUUCAUCGAUUUUCUCAGGGAAAGACCUCCUCCCCUUGCCAGUGCAGGAACCUGUAGUUUCUUCCAUUUCUUUCUUCAGAACCAAAGUAGGUAUCACUCCUCGUGCUCACAAGGAUUGGCAGAAGAGAAUUCAGCAGGUUCUAAGCUCGAAAGGCACAGCCUCAGCGUGGCCAAAUGAAUUGCAGCAAACCUGACUUGGAUUCACCAUCUUCCUCCUGCCAUAGAGCUGUGUUCCCACAGAGAACCUCCCAGAAACUCCAGGGAAGCUUUCCAAGAGCCGAGGCUUGGAAAUUGAGUGUUAAGAAAAUUAUGACACACAUUACAUAUAAAUAGUGUAUAUGAUUAAAUAUUGCCAGUUAUAUUUA
Messenger RNA from Saimiri boliviensis boliviensis (Bolivian squirrel monkey), 4646 nucleotides. It is a transcript of the gene SH3TC2, whose product is annotated as SH3 domain and tetratricopeptide repeats 2. Lineage: Eukaryota; Metazoa; Chordata; Mammalia; Primates; Cebidae. The record is from RefSeq and is a predicted model, not a curated record. Gene Ontology annotation, molecular function: protein binding. Gene Ontology annotation, biological process: regulation of intracellular protein transport; regulation of ERBB signaling pathway.